This is a messenger RNA of Linum tenue, 783 nucleotides long. Lineage: Eukaryota; Viridiplantae; Streptophyta; Magnoliopsida; Malpighiales; Linaceae. The record is from the annotation of a GenBank genome assembly.
AUGGAUCUUUGGCUGAGGUCUCUGAAAAGCAAGGCGAUCCAGCUCUUGGUCACUGAGAUCGACUCCGUGUUCUUGGAAUUCGGUUUCGUCGGUUACCAUACUGUCGAUCAAAAAAAUUUCCUCGACUGCCGGAAUUCCACACUCUCGGUCUCUUACACCCUUCCUGCCCUGAAUGACCAGACGAAGAACAAAGUGCCGCCGUCGGUACAAGUAAAAUUCCAGCCAUUGGGUAACUUCCUGGUGAUUUGCGGCUCUCUGGCCCGGGAAAACGGUUCGCCUCUGCGCAAGCUGAUCUUCAACAAGGCCGGAGCAUUCGCGUCGGUUAUCACCAGUGGAGACGUUACGGAGUUUCGCAGAACGAUCAAGGACGGGCUCUGUUUCCCAUUGCUGAUCGACAUCACGGAGGAGGCAGGGCUGCCUGUGCCCAACUGCUUCUCCACCCUCCCGGACGAGCUCAAGCUCGGGAUCAUGGCGCUGCUGCCGGCGGAGGCCCUGGCGAGGAUGGAAUGCGUGUGCGCUGGCCUCCGGAGCCUGUCCGCCUCCAGCAAUCAGCUGUGGGAGGCCAAAUACUGCGAGGUGUUCGGCAAGGUCGUCGUGGUGGCGGAAGCAGGGUCGAGUUCUUUUGUGGAGAAGAAUUGGAGGAAGCGGUUCGCCAGGAGAGCGGAGAAGAAGAGGAAGCUUGCCAAAGAGCAAGAGGAGAAGACGGGUUUGCUUCUUGGGAAGCGUGCGAGAUGGAUGAGAGAUUAUUAUAUCAAGUCGAAGCGAGGGGUGAGGGGAUAUUAA